AUGCGGACCGCCCAGCCGGGGCUGGAGAGCCCGGCGCUCACCUCCGACCACCGCCAGGAAGACGGGAAAAGGCCGGCGACGGAGCUGGGGCCCCAGGGGCAGGGCCGGAACCCCACGGGAAAACCCCAGCCAGAGCGCCGCGCCCGGGAAGAGGCCCCAAGCGCGGGGAAACUGAGGCACGGAACUGCGCCCACGGCCCCACGGGCCCCCCCCACCACGGGGGCCACAGUCCCUGGGCGCCGCGCGCCGCCCCCGCUAGCGGGGCCCCAGCCCCGGGACCACGGCCCCGUGCGCGCCCAGGCCCGCAGCCCCCGUCAGGCCCGCCGGGCCCGGAACCCGCGGCGGGCGCCCGCGACCCCGCCGCCGCCGAGGGCUCCGCCGCGCAGCCCGCGAGAACCCCCCGCCGGCCAGGGGCUCCCCGCACCUACCCUGCGCACGCCGCCGCCGGAAGCGCCCCCGAGCCGCGCGCCGCCGCCGCGCUCGCCGUCUGAGCUCCGCCCUGACAGCAGCAGCGAGGUGACACGCCCGUCCUGGACGCGCAGUGCCUGCCAGCGUGGACGUUCCCGCCUCCUCCCCCAUGGGAACGUGGAUGAGCUGUAG
This is a messenger RNA of Perognathus longimembris pacificus (Pacific pocket mouse), 600 nucleotides long. RefSeq names its product proline-rich protein HaeIII subfamily 1-like. NCBI's taxonomy places the organism in Eukaryota, Metazoa, Chordata, Mammalia, Rodentia, Heteromyidae. Bases 1 to 600 code for a protein of 199 amino acids. The record is from RefSeq and is a predicted model, not a curated record. The transcript has 2 exons.